Galdieria sulphuraria is the source of this 965-nucleotide messenger RNA. Its product is annotated as asparagine synthase (glutamine-hydrolyzing). The transcript is spliced from 2 exons. Lineage: Eukaryota; Rhodophyta; Bangiophyceae; Galdieriales; Galdieriaceae. The record is from RefSeq and is a predicted model, not a curated record. Gene Ontology annotation, cellular component: cytosol. The coding region runs from base 125 to 943 and encodes 272 amino acids. Gene Ontology annotation, molecular function: asparagine synthase (glutamine-hydrolyzing) activity.
UGGAAUAUUCAGUUAUGAGAUUAACUGAAUCAUUCUCUUUGUGCCUUUGUUGAGAACAUCCAACCACUGAGAAACUAUUCUAGACAUAAAAAGAUUGUUUGGUACGAGUUCCAUAUUCUCAUAGAUGAUAAAAACGGAGCAGUUGAAAACGAUAUUUCGACAAAGUUUACAAAGAAUAGCAAACCACAAGGAUUGGAAACAACCAAGCUGCAUCAUUCUAUCCGGUGGUUUAGAUACUUCCAUUGUAGCUGAGGAAGGUGUUCAUAUAUUAUCGUUGCAAGGAGCCAUCACAACUAUAGCAACUCGUACCGCAACAGACGAACAAUGGGCCAUCAAAGUUGCCAUAAGAACAGGUUUGGAACAUCAUAUAGUGAAAACAGAUUUGAGGCAUUUGUUGGAUCUUUUACCACAAGUGAUUCGGAUAUUGAAGAGUUUCGAUCCCAUGGAGUUAAGAAACUCCCUUGCUACCUUUGCAGCUUUGAAACAAGCCUCGUCGUUGGGUUUUCGUUGUUGUGUGACUGGAGAUGGUGCUGACGAAAUCUUUGGAGGUUACAGUUUUACGCAUCAUUUAAGUGAACAAGAUUUUGUCCAACACCGAAAUGCAAUGAUAGCUAAUAUGCAUUUCUCCAGUUUUCCUAUGGCUCAGAGUUUAGGACUAUCUGUCUUUUCACCCUACUUGGAUCCUGAAGUGAUUGAGUUGGCCAAGAACUUGACCAAAAGAGAAAGUAUAGGAAACAAAUGGGUCAAUGGAAAAUAUCAAACGUUUGGAAAGUUAUUAUUACGUGAAACAUUUGGUGAGGUGACUUCUUGUUGGCGAAAUAAGGAUCCUAUUGAAGUAGGAAGUGGUACGACUGUCCUUGGAAAUGGAUAUUUUGAACAAUGGAUAGAUAAUCAGUCAUUCGUUCAACAAGUGGAUGAAAUAUGGAAGCGAGAUGGAGCGUAGAAAUAAAAGUUUCAUUCCUUUG